UGGGUAUAUAAAAGGUGAUUGCGCGUGAAUUGGAAAAAGGCCAAUUUGGCGCUUGGCAAUCGGCCGCUCCAUUUUUGUCAUUCCGUCUCUUUUCUAAUUUUCUCUGCACAAACAAAGAAAGAGACAGGCCAUGGAAUCAACCGAGUUUGAAGUCUCUCCAAUUGUCUGAUUCUCAACCCUGAACUUUCAUCAAUCUCGGUAACUCUCUCCCUUUCUCCUCUUGAUUCGUUUCCCAAAAAACGGGAGCCCCAUAAACUACUCAAUUCUUCUUUAUCUCAACCUUACUCAAAACCCCAUUGUUUUGUUUUACUGAAACUACCGCAAUUCUUUUCGCAACCAAUUAUCUGAUAGGAUCUGCUUCAUUUUCCUUUUCAUUUCUCAUGGAGACUGAAUUCCCAAUUGUCAAUGAAACUCUGCCCUUUCCUGCUUCUUGUUGAAUUUAACUGUACUAUAUAGUGGUAGAGUAGAAGACAGGGGGGCGGGGGGUUUUCUUCAGCGAUGGGAUUAUGGCUGUUAGCUUCAACUGGGCCACCAAUUAAGCGACGAGCCGGUCUAAGAAUAAAACAGGCGGGUCGGGGUUCUUAUAGCGGCAGCUAGUGAAGCCCUUUGUUUUUCUCGUUGAUUAAUCUAUAUUUCGUUACUUUCGAAUUUGCUCUGCUUAUUUGUAAAGCGCUCAAGCGAAGAAUGGAGAUUUCGUCUUCGUCUCUCAACAACCUCUUGAAAAGUCUCUGCACCCAUUCACAAUGGAUUUAUGCUGUCUUUUGGAAAAUUAAGUAUCAAACUCCACCGAUAUUGACUUGGGAAGAUGGGUAUUGCAAUUAUUCAAAAUUGGAAAAACAUAUGGGAAGCAUGACAGAGUAUGGAAUGAUUAAAGACAAUGAUGAACAUGUUACUUCGUACUAUGGAACAAAUAUUUAUAACGGUGAUUCUGGAAGUUGUUCUGUUGAACUAGCAGUGGCUGAUAUGUUUUGCCUUCAAUAUGCGCUGGGAGAAGGGACUGUGGGAAGCGUGGCAAGUUCUGGAAAUCAUAGUUGGGUUUUCCUUGAAAAUAUUUUUACUAGCAAUUCAUCCACUCCUUCUAUUUAUGAGGGUCCUACUGAAUGGCUGAUUCAAUAUGCAUCUGGUAUCAAGACUAUUUUAUUGGUGCCCAUUCUUCCUUUUGGAGUGUUGCAGCUUGGCUCAUUGCAAAUGGUUACCGAAAAUCUCUCGGUGGUUGCUUAUAUCAAAGACAGAUUCAAUGUCAUUAACUUUGUUGCUGGAGAUGCCUGUGCAUCACUUGUACCCAGUCCCUUUGAGAGCUUGGAUGAGCAAACAAACUUUACCACUUAUAUGCUGGAAGCUGAAAAUCAUGAGGUUAUUCAUGAUAUUAAGCCACCAAUGUCAAAUUUAAAUCAGUUUGUAACCAUUCAAGAUGUGAUGACUGCAUCUAGAAGAUUUAGGCCCGAAACUCCUCACUGUGAAAAGGAACAUAAGGGUGAUAUGCAAGGGACUAAUAUGGAAGAAGCAUUCGCUUCACUUUAUCAAUCUAUUAGUGCUAGUGAAGUGGAAUUUUCCGAUUGUAUUUCUCUGGAAUCCCUGCUUCCUCCUUGCAGUCAGUUGAGAAACCAUGAGACUGGAUUGUUUGAGAUUAACCCCCACAUUGUUCACUCUUAUUCUGUGGACAAUGUAGUUGGACAACAAUCUGGACAUAAUCUUGUGACUGGGAAAGAAUAUGGCACUGCAGACAAUUUCUUUAGUUUUCCUGAUGACUGUGAACUACGGAAAGCACUUGGACCAGUAUUUCUUGCACAGAAACAUACUGAUGUGUUAGCGUAUGAUCCAUCUAGCUCAAUCAAAGACACAACAUCAAGUAUGUUGUGCAGUCGAGAUUUCAAGGAAGGUGAUAUCGAGUAUCUCCUCGAAGCAUUGAUAACUGCAGAUGAUAAUUCAGAUGAUACCUUUUCUAAUAACACAAUCAAUGCCAGGAUUCCCCCCUUGGUAGCAAAAUUGAGUCUUUCUACCAAAACAUGUCAAUCUGAAUCAAGUGCAAUAAUAGUGGAUGAUCCAGCCCCUUGGAUCAUUCCUGAAUCCAAAAUGACUGCAACAGGCAGGAAAAAUUUAACUAGUUCGUUGACAUCAAAUUCUCUAGUUGUUAACGAGCGGGAAGAACAAGAUUGUGACAUCGCUCAAUAUAGGAAAGGGAUGAAACGUUCCAAUUCGAGCCGUCAGAUCAAAGUUACGUCUAGUACAAGACAGAGACCGAGGGAUAGACAAUUGAUCCAGGAUCGUAUCAAAGAGUUACGGCAAAUUGUCCCAAAUGGUGGUAAAUGUAGCAUUGACGGUCUCUUAGAGAAAACCAUAAAGCACAUGCUAUACUUACAACGAGUAACUGACCAAGCCGAGAAACUAAAGCUACUAGCCCAACAAGAGGAUUUUGAUUCUGACAAUUGCACUGAUCUUGAAAAUGAGGAGUUUCAACCAAAUGGGACUAGUUGGACCUGGGCGUUUGAUAUUGGGAGUGAGCACCAAGUUUGCCCCAUAGUCGUAGAGGAUCUAGAAUACCAGGGACACAUGCUUAUAAAGAUACUAUGCAAUGACAUGGGAUUGUUCUUAGAGAUCACUCAAAUAAUCCGAAAUUUGGAAUUAACGAUAUUGAAGGGUGUGAUUGAACGCCAUUCAAACAAAUCAUGGGCUUAUUUCAUCGUCGAGGCUCCAAGGGGAUUUCAUAGAUUGGAUGUUUUCUGGCCAUUAAUGCAUCUUCUCCAGCGCAAAAGACAUCCUAUUUCAUGUAGGAUCUGAACUACAUCCUCCAUGUCAAAGCUGAACUUCUGUUGUUCACUAAUAUUUUCUUGUCAAGCAGAAAUUUGAUCAAAAUGAAAAGACUCGAAACAUGAACGCCUACAUGUAUCACUACUGAUGUAUAUACUUCAAUAUUACACAUAAAAUUUUCACCUUUAUGA
Messenger RNA from Benincasa hispida (wax gourd), 2939 nucleotides. RefSeq names its product transcription factor LHW-like. Gene Ontology annotation, biological process: regulation of DNA-templated transcription. The record is from RefSeq and is a predicted model, not a curated record. Gene Ontology annotation, molecular function: protein dimerization activity; DNA-binding transcription factor activity. NCBI's taxonomy places the organism in Eukaryota, Viridiplantae, Streptophyta, Magnoliopsida, Cucurbitales, Cucurbitaceae.